AUGGUGAAACCCCUCUCAUUUAAAGGUGACAAGCCUAAGAAACGCAAGGUCCGCUCCGAUGACCCCGAAAAAUCUGUCACAAAAACCCGCAAAAUCGCCGCAGACCAAGGCAACGAAGACGAAAACCCACCCGAUGACAAUAGCUGGGUCUCAGCCGAUGCGCCAGGCGACCUUGGCGGCCCAAUCGUGCUGAUUCUACCUUCCGAUAAACCUACAUGCGUAGCCAGCGACGUGAACGGCGUUGUGUUCGCGAGCGAGCUGGAGAAUCUCAUUGAUGGGAAUCCGGGGACUGCGGAGCCGCAUGAUGUGCGACAGGUUUGGGUUGUGACCAAAGUUGCUGGGACAGAUGGAUUCAGCUUUAAGGGACAUCAUGGGAAGUACCUUGGCUGCGAUAACCAUGGACUAUUUUCUGCGACCGCUUCCGCUGUUAGUCACUACGAGUCUUUCAUUGUGAUUCCAUCGCCAGAUAUUACGGGGACAUUCUACCUUCAGACACGGGGUGGUGAUGCCGAGUCUUUCAUGACUAUUAAGGAGAGCGCGAAGGCUACUUCUGGUGUGGAGAUUCGUGGUGACGCAGAGAAUCUUUCGUUUGAGACUGGUGUACGAAUUCGCAUGCAAGCACGAUUCAAGCCGCGACUUCGAGCGUCGAAGGAGUCCAAGGCAUACGAGAAGAUCAGCAAGAAGGAGUUAGAAGCUAUUGUUGGGAGGACGUUGGAUGAAGAUCAAGUGAAGAGGUUAAGAAAGGCAAGACGAGAGGGAAACUUCCAUGAAGAAGUAUUGGAUGUUAAGGUUAAAGGGAAACAUGAUAAGUUUGCGUAA
Messenger RNA from Penicillium malachiteum, 819 nucleotides. RefSeq lists its product as uncharacterized. Gene Ontology annotation, cellular component: nucleolus; striated muscle dense body; catalytic step 2 spliceosome. The transcript has 2 exons. The coding region runs from base 1 to 819 and encodes 272 amino acids. NCBI's taxonomy places the organism in Eukaryota, Fungi, Ascomycota, Eurotiomycetes, Eurotiales, Aspergillaceae. The record is from RefSeq and is a predicted model, not a curated record. Gene Ontology annotation, molecular function: actin filament binding.